This is a messenger RNA of Knipowitschia caucasica, 234 nucleotides long. The record is from the annotation of a GenBank genome assembly. Lineage: Eukaryota; Metazoa; Chordata; Actinopteri; Gobiiformes; Gobiidae.
AUGGAGGCCAACAGAUGCACGGCGUUCUUCAUGGGGCUGGCCAUCCUCCUGGACGUGUUGGGAGUUCUGAUGCUGCUGAUCGGAAUCUUCGCGCCCCUGAGUUACUGGGACUUCUUUGUGUUUUCCGGACCUGUGCUCAUGUUCUUCAGUCUGUUCUUGUGGAUCUUCUGGUACCUCGGGAAUCUGAGGGUGACCGACGAGGAGCUGCGUCUGCACAAGCCCGACAUCCUCUGA